This is a messenger RNA of Somion occarium, 1038 nucleotides long. NCBI's taxonomy places the organism in Eukaryota, Fungi, Basidiomycota, Agaricomycetes, Polyporales, Cerrenaceae. The record is from the annotation of a GenBank genome assembly.
UGAACCUUAUUCUUCGACUUUUUACGACGACGUCCAAAAAUCCAUCGUCCCGUCCUCAGGCCGAUCCUCGACUCAACUUCACGAUGGACCCCACGAAAUUGGCAAAACUUCAGGCUCAGGCGGCUGCUAACAGGAUCGGUGGAAAGGGUACCGUGCGUCGCAAGGUCGUGCGGAAGACCAAGCCCUCGACUGCUCAGGACGACAAAAAGCUCCAGGGCGCGUUGAAGAAGCUCAAUGUUCAGCCUAUUCCUGGCGUUGAGGAGGUGAACAUGUUCAGAGAGGAUGGCAACGUGCUGCACUUCACUGCUCCCAAAGUUCACGCCGCCGUCUCUGCCAACACCUUUGCCAUUUACGGCGCUGGCCAGGUGAAGGAGCUCACUGAGCUCGUUCCCGGCAUCCUCAACCAGCUCGGACCCGACUCGCUCGCUUCACUGCGCAAGCUCGCCGAGUCCUACCAGGCCAUCCAACAGAACCAACAGCGACCGCCAAACGCCGCUGCAGAUGAGGACGAUGAUGACGUCCCUGACCUCGUCGAGAACUUCGAUGUCGUUGAGGACAAGCCCAAGGAGGAGAGCCAGCUUGAGGAGCUCAACUAAGGUGGCUGAGGUUUGACGUCGGGUUGUGAGCGCGCGAGUGUGGUGGUCAUAGGGUGGGUGGAAGAGUCUGAGGAGGGCUGGAGUGAAUUCUUUGGCGCAAAGUGAGGGCUGCCUCUCUUGUCUAGCUGUGUUGUUUUCGCAUGACCUUGACACAAAACCCAUUCCGCGUUCAUAUUCGCGUCUCCCCAUGCUUCCCUUUCGCAAUUGUUGCCCUCGUUUUUCGUCGCCUUUGCAUGUCCCUCUGCUUGAUCAUCGCUUGUGAUUCUUCUCUUUCCUGUUUCUUUACGCAUUGUCAAUGAUCGCAUUGUAUCAAUUCACAUCGGAACUGUCUGGGCCAGCGGUGCUUUGGUGACAACCAUGACUCGAGACCCUCAUCAAUACCAUAUGUCUACAGUGGCGGAUAUACGAUCGAAGGUUCUAUAACCUCCGUAUUCCUGCCCUC